This is a messenger RNA of Acanthisitta chloris (rifleman), 106 nucleotides long. RefSeq names its product cytochrome c oxidase subunit 6B1-like. Gene Ontology annotation, cellular component: respiratory chain complex IV; mitochondrion. The annotation marks the transcript as partial. Lineage: Eukaryota; Metazoa; Chordata; Aves; Passeriformes; Acanthisittidae. The transcript has a single exon. The record is from RefSeq and is a predicted model, not a curated record.
AUGGCAGAAGACGUCAAGGCCAAACUGGCUCGUUACAAAACGGCUCCGUUCGACAGUCGCUUCCCCAACCAGAACCAAACCAAGAACUGUUGGCAGAACUACCUGG